CCGACUCUUCUUUAUUGUGGUUCCGUUGUUCCAGGCGUGAUGGGGGACACGAGGCCGAGGGCGUGGGAGGCGGGCGAGAGCUCGCGGGAUGCCAAGACUCCGCGGCUGGACUUGCUGGCUUCGGCGGCGUUGGGGCAGAACGAUCUGUCGGGCUGGGACGAAUGGCCGGAGGUGACCGGCGACAAUGAUCGGUGCGAUCACGUCCCCACUGACAGUGCUCACAAGGAGAUUCUGGAUUCAUCUCUGCUAUCCGAUGACGCAGGGAAGUGUGCGGAUUGCCAGCGCGAGGAGGAGCCUGGUAAAUGCCGGCCUGUGAAUAGCCGAAUCUUGGUGUGCCUGGGAUGCGGCCGGCAAUCCUGCGGGGAUUCAGAGAAUUAUCUCCCAUAUGGGCAUGCUCAGGAUCACGCCAAGCAUGAGCAGCAUUGGGUUGCUGCGAUGUUCGCUGAUCCACAAGCUGGAUUCUGCUUCAAGUGUGGAACUGAAGUGUCUGUGUAUCCAGAGCCGGAUGAAAUGUCAGGCGAAAUUCAGGCAGGUGGUCAUGCGUUUGGAUUUGAUGCGCACUCCGGUCCUGUCAAUGGAUUACUGAAUAUCGGGUACACAUGGCAAGGCCAUGAGUUCGGAUCAGCUAAUGUGCAAGGCUAUGCUAUCAGAGGGAUACCGAAUCGCGGGAGCACCUGCUACGUGAAUGCAAUAGUGCAGUGCCUCCUUGUGCUUGAUAAGCUGCGGGCAAGGAUGUUAGGACCGGAUGCUCCGCCAGGUCAACUUGGACUAGCACUGAUGGAGCUUUUUGUGGAGACAUGUGUGGAAGAUGCUGUGGUAGGCAUGCUGAACCCAGAUAAACUCUUGAGAAGGGUACGCUUGCAUACUGACAGGUUCGAAGCCUAUAGAAUGCACGACAGCCAUGAACUGCUUGACUCCUUGCGUAGUGCUUUGCAUAGCGAGGAAAAUGAAAUUGAGACUCCUAACAGGCAAAGCGGUGCUGGUACAGUAAUUGAUUCCAUUUUCAGGGGUGAAAUCUCUUAUACACGGUCCUGCAUUUGUUGUGGAUCUAGUCUGGUUUUACGCGAUCAGUUCUGUGAGCUCUCACUGCCCCUGCCAUCAAAGGAGCAUCCAUCCAGAAGUGCUGCAGCACCACAAACAAGCGAGUCUCUCAAAUCUGAACCAAAGAAAGCUGCUGCACAACUAAUUCCAGCAAAUGAGAAGAGUACCUCGGAAAAAAUCCAAGAAGUUGCCAAAAGCGGUGAUUCUCAUAUUCUUGGUUCAGAAUUGAAAGAUGUCGUCGUGGAGAAAACACCUGAGCCUUUGGAAGUUGAUUCUUGUGAAGCGCAAUGUAUCUGGCAAAGCAAGGAUGUUCUACAGGAUCCUUUGGAGACUGUGGAGGAUAAAGUCUCAUGUUCUGAACUUUCACGAGGGAUCAUUGAAGCGCCACCAAAAUCUGUUAGUUUUGUUCCGCAGAGCUUGUCUAGUGUCAAAGUUGAGCAAGUGAUUGAGAUGACAGCAGAUUCCCACAGUCCAGAAGAUAUGGUUCCACUUCCACUUAUUGCUCCACUAAGUGAAAACGGUGCACCAAUGGCAUUAGGCAGUUCUGUAGAUCAAAAUGGAAAUGCUGAUCCUGGCGAUCUAUUGAAUCAGCUGGAAGUUAGUAUACAAGCCAAGGAGAACACUUACACAGGACAAUUAACUGCAGAACACAAAGGAAAUGCUCGGAGUAGAGAUGCUGUACAUGAUAAGGUGGUAGGGGUUAGCAAUAUUGUACCAUCAAUUGAGGACUGUCUAUCACUGUUUUUUAAAGAACAGGUAGUAACACGGAAUUGUGAUGAUUGUCCCAAGGUUAUUGAGGAGCCAAGUACCAACCAAAGCGAAAAUGGUGGGCAGAUGAUGGCAAGUACCACUGAUAGCACAGCAGUUGAUGGGAAUCUGACUGAACAGUCAGACAGGUUAACAUGCCAAAUUGGGCAAUCUAUUGAGCCUUCGUCAGUAGAAUGCAAAUCUUCUUCAAGUAGGCAACCAGAUGAUUCUGAUGCAAAGAGUGAAAUUAUACAAACAGAAGAAGCUGUUACAGAAAGAAUAAGUUCUGGGAUGAGUUAUGGUGAUAAAGAAAUUGAAUGUCAUGAAGGUAUUCAAGAAGCUGUAAGUAGUUGCCUUCCAGCUGAGAAACAGACCGAUCUGUUGAGCUCUGAGCAUAGUCAAAAUCUUAGCACGCCAAAUCAGGACAAGAGUAAGCGAGUCGGGGUGGAUCUUAGUGCAAGCCAGUUAGGAGAUAGCCAAAACGAACAGAAAGAGAGGAGUGGAUGUGCUAUUGAAACACCUUGUAUUACCAAGCUGCCAUCUGUAUUAACUCUUCAUCUUAAGAGGUACAUCAAGUGUGGCAAUGCCCAUCAUAAAAAUGAAGCACAUGUGAGCUAUAAGGAGUACCUUGAUGUACAGCGAUUCAUGGACCCCAGCUCCGUGGACAAAGAUAAAUCUUUGUAUCAGCUAGCUGGUGUAGUGGAGCACUGUGGACCGUCCAUGAAUGCCGGACACUAUGUUGCUUACGUAAGAGCAAGGAGGCUUGGAAAUCAUGAACAGCAGAGCACCUGCUCUUCCUCAUGGUUUUGUGCGGACGAUGGUCACAUCAGAUAUGUCACUCUAGAAGAUGUUCUCAAGCGUGAGGCAUACAUUCUUUUCUAUGAGAAGAUGGAAGGCUAAGACAUGGCUAGCGUAAGAUCUGACACACCUCAUCAAAUAACAGUCGCGAAAACAUGCAGAUGAAUGAGAUUAGCUUGCCUGCUUUGAUUGGCAAUGAUUCAGUUAGUCAGUUAGUGUACAUGUUAGGCUCUGAUCAAGUCCAUUUUUGUUGUAGGAGGUCAAACUGACUGAAACUUGUACGCAGUUAGAGUUUUUUGGCUGAUCUGGUCAGGCUGAUUCAUAUCCCAUUACCGCUGCCUGUUAGUGGGAUCAGACUAUGAAUGGAAAGGAACAUAUGGCAUUGAUCUGAUUGGUGAAUUGAUCGUACUGGUCUUGUAAGAGGUUGUGUGGGGUGGUGGUACUGUUACAUGAUAAUGGUUUACAAUAAUGGAAAGUUUAGGAGUAUUCCUUGAUGCGUUGAACUUUGCUA
Messenger RNA from Panicum virgatum (switchgrass), 3097 nucleotides. RefSeq names its product ubiquitin carboxyl-terminal hydrolase 45-like. Bases 40 to 2688 code for a protein of 882 amino acids. Lineage: Eukaryota; Viridiplantae; Streptophyta; Magnoliopsida; Poales; Poaceae. Gene Ontology annotation, cellular component: cytosol; nucleus. The transcript has 3 exons. The record is from RefSeq and is a predicted model, not a curated record. Gene Ontology annotation, biological process: protein deubiquitination. Gene Ontology annotation, molecular function: cysteine-type endopeptidase activity; zinc ion binding; cysteine-type deubiquitinase activity.